AUGUCGUUCUCUCCCGAGGUUCUCGAUAUUUCCAACCAGUCUCAGACUGAUGAGACGGCCAAGAAGUACGGCCUGACGUCCGUCGAAGUGAAGGAGCUCGAGAAGAGGGCAACCGCAGCAAAGGCCACGGCUUACUGCCCGUACAGCAAGUUCCGUGUGGGAGCUACCCUCCUCUCGAACGACGGGAAGUACACGGAUGGAGCCAAUGUCGAAAAUGCCUCGUACCCCGUUGGUACUUGUGCCGAGAGAGUAGCUUUUGGCAAGGCCAUCACUGAGGGCAUCCGGGGCUUCAAGGCUGUUGCUGUUGCCACUGACAUCGAAGCCACCUGCAGCCCAUGCGGCAUGUGCAGGCAGUUUAUCCGAGAGUUUGUGGAUCUGGAGACCCCCAUUCUCAUGUUCAACAAGGAUGGCAAGUACGUCGUCAUGAGACUACAGCAGCUUCUGCCGCUCUCAUUCGGCCCUGAGACUCUCCCGCCUCCGGACGUGCUGGAGAGAAGCCGGGCUGGCGGAGCUUAG
Colletotrichum karsti is the source of this 516-nucleotide messenger RNA. Its product is annotated as cytidine deaminase. Lineage: Eukaryota; Fungi; Ascomycota; Sordariomycetes; Glomerellales; Glomerellaceae. The coding region runs from base 1 to 516 and encodes 171 amino acids. The record is from RefSeq and is a predicted model, not a curated record. Gene Ontology annotation, cellular component: cytosol. Gene Ontology annotation, molecular function: zinc ion binding; cytidine deaminase activity. The transcript is spliced from 3 exons.